AUGGCGGAAUAUACAAAACCUCCUCUUGAUAAAGAUUUAGUAAACUUUUCGCAAAAAAAUGAUUACGAUUCACUCGCAAAGUAUCUCAUUGGAAACAUUUAUAGAUAUCGUGAAAAUAUAAUAAUUCCAAGAGUGUUAGGUCCUGUUAUUAUUAAAACAAAUGAAGAGAAAAUGAUUGAAUCCACAAUCGAAAGUUGCCCCUUUAAAUCAUUGACCAGUUGCAUUAUAGGAUAUGGUCUUGGUCUUGCUGUUGGUUUGUUCACAUCCUCUCUUAUGCCAAAUAUGACUGAUCCAAUGGCGCAACAGAACCAGACUGCGAGAGAAAUUCUAAGAGAAAUGAAAACAUCAAUGUUAAGUUAUGCUAAGAAUUUUGCAAUACUCGGAGCAGUUUUCUCUGGAGUAGAAUGUUGUAUCGAGUCAGCUAGAGGAAAGUCUGAUUGGAAAAACGGAACAUAUGCAGGUGGCGUUACAGGAGGUCUCAUUGGGUUACGGGGUGGAUUAAGGGCUGGAGUGUUUGGUGCAGCUGGAUUUGCAGCAUUUUCAACUGUAAUUGAUUACUAUAUGCAUCAACGUUGA
Pieris macdunnoughi is the source of this 576-nucleotide messenger RNA. Lineage: Eukaryota; Metazoa; Arthropoda; Insecta; Lepidoptera; Pieridae. The record is from the annotation of a GenBank genome assembly.